Molecule: messenger RNA, 2684 nt
Organism: Humulus lupulus (European hop)
Lineage: Eukaryota; Viridiplantae; Streptophyta; Magnoliopsida; Rosales; Cannabaceae
Exons: 2
Coding region: 319-2136 (605 amino acids)
Source: RefSeq, a predicted model, not a curated record
UUACACUGAAAUAUAUUAUAGUUAGAUAUCAUAAAACAACAUAAUUAACUUCAAAAAGCAUAAGACAUUAAAAAAACAUAUUUAAUUAUAUUUGCUUUUUUCUUUGGUAAUAAGAAAUUAUUACCAAAGAUAUAAUAGUAUUAUUAUCACAUAGUGAUAAUAUUAUAUUUUUUUAGUGUUCAUCACAAGAAGCCUUAGACCCGUUUAGAGAGGGUGAGUCAUUGAAGACUCUUACAUUUGCCUCUCUCUGAAUUAGGACACACACAAAUUGAUUGUAAGUUUGAUGAUUAGUGUUCCGUGCAGUGCUACAUUCAUACAAUGUCGAUCGACAAGAGUUGGAUUAAUUUGACAGAUCGAUUAUCCGAUGAGUAUGAGGCUGGUGUGAUGGAUUUUCUCCAGAGAGCCCGGCAGUGCGUUGACUCAAGGGGAUUGGUGAAAUGUCCGUGUAGGAGGUGUGUCAACGUUGAAUUUCAGACAAUUGAUGUAUUAGAAAAUCAUCUUUUUGUAAAUGGUUUUCUACGGAAAUAUACCAAUUGGCAUUGGCAUGGAGAGGAUGAAAUAAUACCAAUGAGAGCUCGGAUAGAUCAAAAUGAUGAAGAUGAGAUGAUGGAUGUUCUCACUGAUCUUAUGCAAAAUGACAAUGACGAACAAGCGGAGAAUGAGCGCGGUCAAGAGAUACCUACAACUGACUACAGGAGUGGGCAACAUUAUAACGAUUUGUUUGCUGAGAUCGAGGCUCCAUUAUUCCCCGGGUGUCAAAAUUACACUUCAUUGAAUUUCCUAGUGAAGUUAAUGCAUUUCAAAGUGUUGGGAAAAAUUCCCAACAAAAUAUUUGAUGGAAUGCUGGAGUUGUUACAUGAUGCAUUUCCAGCCCCAAAUAAGCUUCCAAAAUCGCACUAUGCAGCGAAAAGGUUGUUGCGGAAACUUGGAUUGGGCUACGAGUCAAUCCAUGUCUGCAAGCAUGAUUGCGCACUGUUUUGGAAAGAACAUGCUGGAAAAAGCAAAUGUCCUGUUUGUGGAGAGGAUCGAUGGGUGGACAAGAACACCAAGGGAAAGAAAGUGCCUCAUAAAGUGAUGCGUUAUUUUCCUUUAACCCCUAGGUUAAUGCGAAAAUAUGCAUCGAGGCACAUUGCUCAACAUAUGAGAUGGCAUCACGAGCAACGUAUAAAAGAAGAUGGUGUAUUGCGUCAUCCUGCUGAUGGGAAAGCUUGGAAGGACUUUGACCGAAAUAAUCCAACAUUUGCAAUGGAACCCAGGAAUGUGCGGCUUGGAUUGGCUGCAGAUGGAUUCAAUCCCUUUGGUAAUAUGAGUCUGUCUUAUAGUAUGUGGCCAGUAGUGUUGACGACAUAUAACUUGCCACCAUGGUUGUGCAUGAGAGAAACUAAUUUCAUGUUGAGUUUAUUAAUUCCGGGACCUCAUUCGCCAGGAAAAGAUUUUGAUGUUUUCUUAAGACCAUUGAUUGUAAGAUUUUUGUGUUAUGACAGGGACAAGAAUCGCAAAACUCAAAAUAGUGGAGUCUCUGUAGCGGGUGUCGAAAAUAGUACUUAUUACGGCCAGUUGGAAGAAGUUUUAGUGAUGUCUUAUCUUUCUGGUUGUUCUGUUGUAUUAUUUAAGUGCAAAUGGUUUGACACUAAUCGGUCUUCAGGAUUAAAGUUUGAGCAAAACAUAACGAGUAUCAAAACCAGUUCGGAGGCCUUCAAAGAUGAUAAAUUUAUCUUAGCAACUCAGGCUAACCAAGUUUUCUACAUUGAAGACCUUAAAAAUAAAUCUCAUUGGAAAGUCGUCCAAGAAGUGCAUCACAGAAAUGUGUGGGACAUCCCACUAGUUGAAGAACAAGCGGAGGAUGUAGAAGUAGAUGUUAUGCACGACACUAGUUCCUCUAAUUUCCAAUUAUUCGUUGAUCUUGGACCGUUGCCACAAAUCAGCUUUGAACGUACGGGGGCUCCAUUACAAUUUGUUGAGAUAGAUAAUGUUGCAAUUGAGGAGGAGAGGGAGGAGGAAAUGGAAGAAGAAGAGGAGGAGGAGGAAGAGGAAGUGGAGGAGGAGGAGGAGGAGGUUGAAUAUGAAGAUGAUGAAGAGGAAGAUGAACACAUAGAAACCGAUGAUGAUAGUGAAGAUUAUUAUAGUGAUAAUUAAGUGAUAUGGCUGAUGUUAUUGCUCAAUCUCACGGGGGUGAUGGUGGAGGAUGCGAUCCUCCACGUGGACCGGCAGAUAUCCCAGCUGAUUGUGAACGAGGUAAUAUUUUACACAUUGAUAUACUCCUUAAAAUUUAACAAUUAAUCCAUAUUAAUUUUAAAAUAUUGAAUUUGCAUACAAUAGCGCCUCCAAGUAAACGUGGACGCCAUAAGGGAUUGAACACGCGGGAAAAGAGGGAACAGUUGGGGCGUCCUCUCCCUCUCGAGUGGGAUGUGCGGGGGAGAACAUAUAAAGAGAUCGGAGAGUACAGCUCAAAUUUCUCAAGAGAGCUCGGAUUACUUGUUCGACAGUACACAGAUCCGGACUGUCCUCAAUGGUCAAAAGUACCAAAUGCCUCGAAAGAAAGAAUACUUGCACAUUUGGAAGUAAGUAGUUUAUGUAUUUUUAUCUUAAUUCUUAUUUUAUGUUAUAUAUGAUAUUUACUAAUAAAUGUUUGUAAAUUAGGAUGAUUUGUUUGAUAUUGGGCGUACUAGAUAUGGAGAAGGGCA